AUGUUACAAGUGAAUAAUGAAGUGUUAAAAAUCCUGGAGGAAACGAUGAAAGUAACAGAUCGAGGAUUGAUUGAAGCUAAAUUUCAGCUGGCUGAUACAAAUCAUGAUGGGCGAAUUUCAUUUGAUGAAUUUAUGAGCAUGAUAAAAGAAUCGUAA
Loa loa (African eye worm) is the source of this 156-nucleotide messenger RNA. Its product is annotated as EF hand family protein. Lineage: Eukaryota; Metazoa; Nematoda; Chromadorea; Rhabditida; Onchocercidae. Gene Ontology annotation, molecular function: calcium ion binding. The coding region runs from base 1 to 156 and encodes 51 amino acids. The transcript is spliced from 2 exons. The record is from RefSeq and is a predicted model, not a curated record.